This is a messenger RNA of Pseudophryne corroboree (corroboree frog), 834 nucleotides long. RefSeq lists its product as uncharacterized. The record is from RefSeq and is a predicted model, not a curated record. Bases 1 to 834 code for a protein of 277 amino acids. The transcript is spliced from 3 exons. NCBI's taxonomy places the organism in Eukaryota, Metazoa, Chordata, Amphibia, Anura, Myobatrachidae.
AUGUGGACCAGAGACCGCCCUCAUGGUGAUGUUUUCAUGGAGACUGUGGAGGCUUAUCAAGAUGAGGAGUGGAUGAGCCACUUUCGCAUGUCACGUCCAACGUUCCAAUACCUGCUGGACCUACUCACCCCUGCACUUACUAUGCAGACCACCCACUACCGGACACCUAUCCAGCCAAGGAGGAGACUGGUGAUUGCGCUGUGGUGGUAUGCUACGCCAGGAGAGUACCGCACAAUCUCCUGUUUGUUCGGUGUUGGGAUCUCCACUGUCUGCAGUGUUAUACACCAGGUGACGAAGGCUAUACUGGAUACACUAUACAAAAGGUUUUUCUGCUUACCGCAAGGGCAGCGCCUAGAUGACACCAUCAAAGGCUUUGUGCAACGUGGGUACCCUCAGUGUGCCGGUGCCAUCGAUGGGACCCAUAUCCCCAUCAUUGCCCCCCGUGACAACCCGGCGGAUUAUUAUAACCGCAAGGGAUGGCAUUCCAUUGUCUUACAGGCUGUGGUUGACCAUAAAUACUGCUUCACUGAUGUAUAUAUUGGCUGGCCUGGGCGAGCACAUGACGCUCGUGUUCUUGCCAACUCCGAUUUGUACAAGAUUGCGGAGGACAAGCAGGGUGGAUGGCUUUUUCCCAGAGAGAAAUCAAAGACAGUGUAUGGGGUGGACAUCCCAGUCCACAUCAUUGGGGAUGCAGCCUACCCUUUACGCCACUGGCUAAUGAAGGGAUACACCCAGCAUUUGCAGCUGUCUCCCAUCCAAGUGGCAUAUACCCACACUCUGAGUUCGGCACGGAUGGUGCUGGAGAAUGCCUUUGGCCGCCUGAAAGGACGUUGA